AUGUCAGAUGAUAAACUGAAGGAUCUAUUACGAUCCAUGGGAUCCAAACUACUGGGUGAUGAUGAUGAUUUAACAGAACGUAAAAGAAUUGUUUCAAAUGGAUCUCAAAGUAAUGCUAGUAAUGCAAGUAGUGAUGGUAGUGUUAUAGUUCAUAAAAAAUUUGAUCAAAAAUUAAAAGAUAUUCAAGAUGAAUAUGAAGAAGAUGAUGAAGAACAAGAACAAGAACAACCAUUAAGAAUUAAAACAAAAGCUAUUAUAGAUGAAGAAGAUGAAGAAGAUGAUUUUAAUGAUUACGUGAUAGAUUCUCCAUUACCACCACCAAAAGAUUUAGAUCCUGGUAAAUUAUAUGCAUUAUAUGAAUUUUCUGGUGAUGAUCCAUCUCAUUGUGAAUUAGAUCCUGAUGAUGCUGUGAUAUUAUUAAAUGAUCAAGAUAGUUAUUGGUGGUUAGUUAAAAAGGAAUUUGAUGGUAAAAUUGGAUUUGCACCUGCUGAAUGUCUUGAAACUUAUCAUGAAAGAUUAGCAAGAUUAAAUUGUUGGAAAAAUGAAAAUUUAGAAAAAAAUUCAAAAUCUUCAUUAGAAUUUUCUUCAUCAAGUUUAAAUUUUAAUAAGAAUAAUUCUUUAAAUGUAUCAAAAUCAGUUUCAUUUAGUGAAGAUGUAUUAAUAACUGAUGAGAAUUAUAAUAAGAAUGAAGAAACUGAUAAUGAAAGAGAAGAAGAUUAUGAAGAUCUUUAUGAAGAAGAACAAGAAAGUAAUUAUGAUGAUUAUGAUGAUGACUAUGAUUUUAUAAAUAAUAAAAAAAAUACAAAUGACCUUAAUGAAAAUUCAAAAAAUUAUUUAGAUACACCAUCAACUGAAAGAGAUGAAUUUGCUUCAGUUAGUGAUAAUUUCCCAAUAACUCCAUUAACAAUAAAUAAAAAACCUAAACCAAUAAAACAACAACAACAAAGACCAUUAAGUGGAAGUGAUUUUGAUGAUAGUCCAUUAGUUGCACCAACUGCUUUUUUUUCAGUUAAUAAUAAUACAUCAGGUUCUAUAGGUACUUAUUCCCCAAGUUCAUCAGAAUUUGAUUCACCAGGUAAUACACCACCUUUACAAAAUUUUAAAAAACCUUUAAGAAAUCAAAUCUUGGAAGAUUUUGAAAAAAAAGGAAAUAUACCACAAUCAAAAGGUACUACUGAUAUGUUUCAAAGUAUUAGGAUGCUUGAUGUUUUAAUGAAUGAUGAAUUAACUUCAUCAGAAGAUUUACAAUCUAACCCAAGAAAUUUAUCUCAAAAUGAUACUACUUUAACUUUUGAUGAUAAUGAUGAUGAUAAAUUAUCAUCACCAAUAAGUCUUGAUGAAGAAAAAAAAAAUCUUUCAAAUAUAACAAAUUCAACUUUUGUAAAUUCAAAUACUUCAUUACAUAUAACAAGUUCAAAUACAUCUAUUGAUAAUUAUGAAAAUGAAGAUUUUGAUUAUGAUGAUGAUUCAACUCAAAAGGAUUUAUCAUUUCAAAGUGAUGAAACCAGUUCCAAAAAUAAAAGAUUUUCAACACAUCCUGAAAUUGAAGAUAUUUUUAAAGAUUCUUUAACCAAAAUGGAUGAACUUGCUGAAAAAUUAAGAUUAUUAAAUGAACAAUUUAAUUGA
Hansenula ciferrii is the source of this 1626-nucleotide messenger RNA. RefSeq names its product protein phosphatase regulator BUD14. The record is from RefSeq and is a predicted model, not a curated record. The transcript has a single exon. Gene Ontology annotation, biological process: establishment or maintenance of actin cytoskeleton polarity. Gene Ontology annotation, molecular function: protein binding. Gene Ontology annotation, cellular component: microtubule cytoskeleton; cell tip. Lineage: Eukaryota; Fungi; Ascomycota; Saccharomycetes; Phaffomycetales; Wickerhamomycetaceae. The coding region runs from base 1 to 1626 and encodes 541 amino acids.